Balaenoptera ricei (Rice's whale) is the source of this 1120-nucleotide messenger RNA. It is a transcript of the gene EMB, whose product is annotated as embigin. Gene Ontology annotation, molecular function: cell-cell adhesion mediator activity. Gene Ontology annotation, biological process: homophilic cell-cell adhesion; axon guidance; dendrite self-avoidance. Gene Ontology annotation, cellular component: plasma membrane; axon. The transcript has 9 exons. The coding region runs from base 1 to 990 and encodes 329 amino acids. The record is from RefSeq and is a predicted model, not a curated record. Lineage: Eukaryota; Metazoa; Chordata; Mammalia; Artiodactyla; Balaenopteridae.
AUGCGCUCCCUCCCCAGUCUGCGGGGGCCCCGGGCGCCGCCCCUGCCGCUGCUCCUCCUGUGCCUCCUCGCCCCUGUGCGCCGGAGCUCGGAGGACGGCCGUACCCCAGCUGCACCUUUCACAAGUCUACCUGUCCGGGAAGAAAUGAUGGCAAAAUACUCUAACCUUUCCUUGGAGAGUCAUAACAUAUCACUGACUGAACAUUCCAAUAUGCCAGUCGAAAAAAAUAUCACUUUAGAAAGACCUUCUAAUAUAGAACUCACAUGCCAAUUCACGACAUCUGGAGAUUUGAAUUCAGUAAAUGUGACUUGGAGAAAAGGUGAUGAACUACUUGAGAAUAAUUAUCUCAUCAAUGCAACAGGAAGCAUCCUGUAUACCCAAUACAUGUUCACCAUCGUUAAUAGCGAACAAAUGGGAAGUUAUUCUUGUUUCUUUGAGGAGAAAAAGGAACAAAGGGGCACAUUUAAUUUCAAAGUCCCUGAACUUCAUGAAAAAAAGAAACCGUUGAUCACUUAUGUAGGGGAUUCAGUUGUCUUGAUGUGUAAAUGUCAAGGCUGUUUUCCUUUAAAUUGGACCUGGUACAGUAGUAAUGGGAGUGUACAGGUUCCUGUUGGUGUUCCAAUGAACAAUAAGUAUGUGAUCAAUGGAAAAAAUGCUAAUGAAACAAGGCUCAAGAUAAUGCAACUUUCAGAGGAAGAUCAGGGAUCUUACUGGUGCCAUGCAAUAUUCCAAUUAGGCGAGAGUGAAGAACACAUUGAAAUUGUCGUGCUGAGUUAUUGGGUGCCCCUCAAAGCAUUUCUUGCAAUAGCUGCUGAGGUUGUUCUUUUAGUGGCUAUUAUUCUGCUUUGUGAAAUGUACACCCAAAAGAAAAAGAAGCACUCAGAUGAUGGGAAGGAAUUUGAACAAAUUGAACAGCUGAAAUCAGAUGAUAGCAAUGGUAUAGAAAAUAAUGCCCCCAGGCACAGAAAAAAUGAAUCUGUGGGCCAGUGAAUGAGAAACAUCAUGUCAAGAGUCACAGGAAGAUGUCAAAGAGUUUGGAUCUCAGCUUUGUUUCUGCUUCCUGUUAAGAACACGUGAAUUUUUAUUUUUAAAAGGAUGAAAAGUUUAUGCAAGAUGCUCA